This is a messenger RNA of Caenorhabditis angaria, 579 nucleotides long. NCBI's taxonomy places the organism in Eukaryota, Metazoa, Nematoda, Chromadorea, Rhabditida, Rhabditidae. The record is from the annotation of a GenBank genome assembly.
AUGAAAUUGAUUUUUCUUGCAAUUGCAGUUUUCAAUCUGAUAAAUGCAGAAACAAUUUGCAACUUUAAUGUCAAAUUUCACUGCGAUUUCACGCCAUGGAACUUGGGAUUCGAAUUUUUCGAGAAGGAUUUGAUGUGAGUUCUAUUGUUGAAAAACAUUUGUUAAAAAAACUGAAAAUUUUUAGUUCAAGCCACGUGGGAUACGAAUACGAAUAUCAAAAACAAAAAUACAAGAAUUUCGACAAAAAUGUGACCUUUGAUGUAUGGUUCGAUGGAUUAACAGUGAGUUUUGCAGUGAAUCAGAAAUCAGAACUGAAAAUCUGUUUCAGACUCAUUAUGAGAUCAACUUGCUCAUCGAGCAUACAUGCACCAAAUCGAAAAAAAAAUAUAUUUAUUACUGGAAAGAAAUCACAUUUUCCUGGUUUGAUGAGUAAGUUUGCACGGUAUGGCACAUAAGAAACUUUUCUUUAGAUUCUACAAUGGUACAAUCGAUUUGAAUUUGACUGACCAAGGUGAUGAAUUUGUGCCCUGGUACAAGCGAAUUCUAAGUGUCGGUGAAGGAAAUCAAACCCCUCCUUGA